GUCCGUUUUGUGUACGUAUAAAAAGACACAGGGCAACGACGACUAGGAUACGACAUAGGCAAAUUGGAUUGUUUCUGCUCGACAGCUUUUUUUUUGGAGAUCUCAUCUCACGGCUCUUUGCCUUUUCUUAUUUCGCGGCGGGAGGCAACAAAAACAAGGAGCGAAAACGAGAUUUGCUUGAUGCGAAGAAGCGUACCACCAAAUAACGGAGGAAUUAACAAAAUAAGCUGAAUAUUAUUAUUAUUAUUUUCUUCGUCUUGUUUAGUAGUUAAUAACUACGUCAGAAAUUUUUCGAACAUUAUAAUGAUUAUUAUUUUUUUUUUUUUAAAGAAACAGACUGGGUAAAAAUUACAAUAAAGUGAAUUCGGUAAUCAGUACAAUAACUGGCAAUGAAUCACAUUCAACUAAACUGGAAAGUAGAGUCGUUUGGUUGCGGCUUUGACAGACUCGGUAAUCAUUAUACAAAUGACGACAAUGUGUUUGAUAAAUGGGCCACCGGAAACCGAUUUGCUGUCCGAUUAAUUGCGCAGUGAUCGCGGCUCGCGACGGUCUACCCAAUUAAGAAAGGGGGACAUUGGAACCUGUACUAAUCACGUUGUUGGUGGAUUGCAAAGCGAAUAGAAGAUGUCACACAAGAGUUACGUACGGAGAAGAACAGAAACGUAGAGGAUUGCACGAAAAAACUCGACUACAUUUUCAUUCAUUAAGCCUCCGUGGCGGACCGAAGGCGCCGCGGUCUUCAACAGCGCAAACGCCCAACGUCUUCUCGGAGACGUAGGAUGGUCGUUCUGACGGGUCCGCAGUAUAAAUAAGGCUGGGAUUGAGACGCCGUAACAGCAAAGACAGUCGAAAAGAAGAAGGAACAACGCUGUCGCCUGCAGUCGCACACGCAAUAGUUAAAAAAAAGAAAAAAAAACCUUUCAUACAAAUGGAACUAAUCAAGAUUAUUUUUGUGCUAGCUUCUGGCUGGGCGACAUUGGCGAUUGCUGGAAAUACUGAUCAAGAUAUGUUCUGGGCUGCUCGAGGUAAAAAAGCCUCAAUUGAAGGCAAUUGGCCAGACAGUGUGGUAAUGGAGCCCUUCGUAGCAGCCGUGUACGACAAACGCGAUGGCACUUUUUGGGCUGCCAGAGGAAAAAAAUAUGCAGCGGACGGUGGUGACGGUGUUCCUUUCUGGGCGACCAGAGGAAAGAAAGGCGAUCUUGAGAUCCCCUUCUGGGCCGCAAGGGGGAAAAGAAUUCCCCAGUCCGAAAUGAACGAAACCGAGGAAGAAGGAAACAGAAGGGAAAAGCGCUCAGCAGGGAGAGACACUUCCAUUAUUCACUCGGGUCAACGGUUUCGCAAUCGACCGGCUCGACCGGCCUCCCAGGCAGCCGAACCCUUUUGGGCGGCACGCGGGAAGAAAAACUCUAACGUCUCCAAAUUCCCAUUGCUGUAAAACGCAAUUCCAAUUAUUGUGAAGAAGGAUAAAAAUAUCUAGACCUAAAUGAAAAGGAUCCAAUAUACAAGUGCUGGGGAUCUACGAAAUGCAAAAGAGAAAGAUUUUCUGCACACAAUAUACAUUCCUGUUUGCUGGUUAACUUAAUGUCUGUUUCCAAGCUUCAUAAUAAACUAUUAAAUUAUUAGCAUAUACUUUGACCAUAAUAUACCAGAUUCAACAAGGCCUACUCAUCAUUGAGCACUCACUAAAGCAUCCAAAGAUAUUUUAACUCUAUUUAAGUCAUUAUCAAAUCUAAAUGUAGAGAAUGCAACUAAUCCACACUUUUAAAAUAACUUAAUGUACUUUAUGAAAGAAUAUGUAUACCAAUGUCACUCGGAAGAAACAUGCAUCGAGCUCGAGUUUUGUGACCUACCUGUGAAAUGAACUGCUGUAUUCAAACCACGAAAACACUGACAAGAAAAAAUACACGUUACAACUUGAA
Daphnia pulicaria is the source of this 1919-nucleotide messenger RNA. RefSeq lists its product as uncharacterized. Bases 929 to 1435 code for a protein of 168 amino acids. Lineage: Eukaryota; Metazoa; Arthropoda; Branchiopoda; Diplostraca; Daphniidae. The record is from RefSeq and is a predicted model, not a curated record. The transcript has 3 exons.